This is a messenger RNA of Hemicordylus capensis (graceful crag lizard), 1416 nucleotides long. RefSeq names its product L-amino-acid oxidase-like. The transcript has 6 exons. Gene Ontology annotation, biological process: amino acid catabolic process. Lineage: Eukaryota; Metazoa; Chordata; Lepidosauria; Squamata; Cordylidae. The record is from RefSeq and is a predicted model, not a curated record. Gene Ontology annotation, molecular function: L-amino-acid oxidase activity; polyamine oxidase activity. Bases 1 to 1416 code for a protein of 471 amino acids.
AUGAAGUGUUUCCGGGAUUCCGAUUACGAGGAACUGUUGGAUGUUGCCCAAAAGGGGCUGGGACGGACUUCAAGGCCACAACUCAUAGUGAUUGUUGGGGCAGGCAUAAGUGGGCUCACGGCUGCCAAAUUGCUAAGAGAUGCUGGACACCAGGUUCGGAUUCUGGAAGCCAGUGACCGUGUGGGAGGUCGGAUCAAAACCUACCGUGAGAAAGAUUGGUAUGUGGAUCUGGGACCUAUGCGCCUGCCCAAACACCAUAGAAUUAUUCAUGAAUAUCUUAAGAAAUUCAACCUCACAUUAAAUCCAUUUGUCCAGACUGAUAAGAAUGCCUGGUAUUUGGUGAGAAAUAUAAGACAAAGGGUAGCAGCUGUGAGUGCAAACUCUGAGAUCUUUGGAUAUGAAGUGAACCCCCAGGAGAGGGGAAAAUCUGCUGGUAAACUCUAUGAGGAAACACUAGAUAAGACAACCAACUGCACACAUUUGAAAGAGAAAUAUGACUCCUUUUCCACUAAGGAAUACCUAAUUAAAGAAGGAAAUCUAAGCAGAGGAGCAGUUGAUAUGAUUGGUGAUCUCUCAAAUCGAGAAGCUGCAUUUUAUACUUCCUUUCUUGGCUCUGUUGAGUCAUAUGUUACCUUUUUUAAUGACAGCUUUGAGGAAAUCACAGGUGGAUUUGACCGGCUCCCCAACAGCUUCUACCGCGAAAUGCCUGGGACAGUCUGUCUGAACUGCACCGUAGAGAAGAUCGUUCGGUCAGGAAAGAAAGUGAGGGUGUUUUUCCGCAAGCCUGGCAAAAGGGUCUUGUCAUGUCAGACCGCUGACUAUGUCCUUGUCACGGCCACCACAAAAGCCACACGACUCAUCCGAUUCCAGCCACCCCUUUCCUCUGUGAAGGCUCAUGCUCUGCGUGCUUAUCACUACGCAAGCUCGACUAAAAUUGCUUUGGCUUGCACAGACAGAUUCUGGGAGAAAGAGGGGAUUCGAGGUGGGAGGUCAAUCACAGAUCACCCAUCUCGAGUUAUCUACUACCCAAACCAUGACUUUGCCAGUGGGCUUGGAGUACUCCUAGCUUCUUAUACCACAAGAGAUGAGGCAGACUUCUUUGUUCCUCUCAGUGAGGAAAAAUGUGUUGAUGUGGUGAUGGAUGACCUAUCAGAAAUCCACAAUGUGUCCAAAGAGCAUCUCAAAUCUGUUUGCACUAGGCAUAUGAUACAGAAAUGGGCCCGAGACAGGUAUUCUAUGGGGGCCUUUGCUUCCCCCACUCCAUACCAGUUCCGCUACUUUUUCAAGGCUUUGUCUGAGAAUGAAGGGAGGAUCUACUUUGCAGGGGAACACACAGCCCAUCCUCAUGCGUGGAUUGAGACUGCAAUGAAAUCUGCUAUAAGGGCAGCAAGUCGUAUUCACAACAGGAAUACUUAA